ACUACGGUAGGCCGAGGCCACAAGAAGAAGAUUAGAGGGAGUGGAGUAAAUCUCGCGCUUCUAUUUUUAUUAUUUUUUCGUUUCCUUUCUCGUCGUUGCUCUUGACCUUGAGUAUGGACUUGGAGGACGACUUCUGCCUUGAGGAGGACAAGCUUAGUAGCUGUUAGACCCCACCAAACCUUCACACUCACACCAAGCUCUAACUUGAAAAGUAAAUGUUGGGGCAUUUCGAUCCUGAACUCUACCAGUACUCCCUCCUCCCACUUGCUGACCCUGACAAGAAAGAAGAAGCGAGGAGGAAGAAAGUGAUGGAUUACUAUGGAUUUGAAGACUAUUUUGAGGACCGCAUGGGCAUGACGGUCACCUCAGGCACCGUCACUCUGGAGAAGAAUGACAGUAACCUCAUUGGCAUCAGCAUUGGUGGCGGCGCUAAGCUCUGCCCGUGUCUCUAUGUGGUGCAGGUAUUUGACAACACUGCCGCAGCUCGGGAGGGGACGUUGCAGAGUGGUGAUGAGAUAACAGGGGUGAAUGGAGUGAACGUAAAGGGAAGGUCAAAGCAGGAGGUGGCACAGAUGAUUCAAAGGUCACAGGGCACAGUCACAAUCCACUACAAUAAGCUUCACGCAGAUCCCAAGCAAGGCAAGACCCUCGACAUUGCCAUGAAGAAAAUGAAGCACAGACUUGUUGAAAACCUCUCGUCCUCCACGGCUGACGCGCUGGGCCUCUCUCGCGCCAUCCUUUGCAACGAUUCCUUGGUCAAAAAACUUGGAGACCUCCAGCGCACUGAAGAAAUUUACCAGGGCCUUGUUGACCACACUAAGAGACUCCUGAAGGCAUUUCUAGACCUGGCAGUGGUGUACAGGCGGUUUGGAGACGUGUUUUGUGAGAUCGGAGUGAGGGAGCUGCAGCAGAGUGCCAAUGAAGCCUUUAGCCAGUUUGGGGAGGCUCACCGACAGAUGGAGAAGUGUGGCAUUGUUCUCCUCACCCGACUCAAACCUAUCCUGAGUGACCUGGGAACGUACCUACACAAGGCCAUACCAGACACCCGGCUAACGAUUCGCAGGUACGCUGAUGCCAAGUUUGAAUACCUGAGCUACUGUCUGAAGGUGAAGGAGAUGGACGAUGAGGAGAUGCAGUUUGCCCACCUGCAGGAACCCCUGUAUCGCAUCGAGACAGGGAACUACGAAUACAGACUGGUGCUGAGGUGUCGGCAGGAUGCGAGAGCAAAGUUUGCACGCCUCCGCUCAGAUGUCCUGGUGAAGCUAGAGCUGCUGGACUCCAAACAUGUGCAGCACUUGACCCAGCAGCUGCAGAGGUUGGCAGCAGCCCUGGCAGCCAACCACAACCAGUGCCAUGCUCUCUUGCACGGCCGACACUGGUUCCCCAUCGAGCUAGACAUGAGUGGCACAACCCUGCAUGAACAGCACCAACACAACCAGCUGCAGACUGGCUUUGAGGAUGAUGAUGAAGAGGAGGAAGAGGAAGAAGAAGUUGGAGAAGAUCUUUUAGAAGUCAGCCAAAAUAACAAAGUUAGUGAGUCCAAUGACCUGAUCCAGCCUCUCCGUGACCUGAAUCUGACCUCCAGUAGACCUGAGGGGGAGGUCAAAGAAGGAGCCUUUGAAGAAGUGAACCUCCUUGGUGAUUACUGAGUCUUGAUGAACAAAGAUUAUUCUCAUGUCUUAAUACAUUGAGUUCAUUUAUUAUUUUACUCGUGAGUAACCCUCAGUUCACGAAGAGGUUUGAGGCUGGACAGUGUGGGCCUUGGAACCGUGGCCCCUUCCUACCCGACACAGACAGGGCUGGGAUGUGGGAGGACAGGGAGUUGUGACCUAAAAAACAAGGGUGGAGAGAGAGAGAGAGAGAGAGAGAGAGAGAGAGAGAGAGAGAGAGAGAGAGAGAGAGAGAGAGAGAGAGAGAGAGAGAAACUAGUUUCUAUCAUAUCCAAAGGAAUACAUAGGCAAAGGUGUAAUCAACUAUUAUUAUUUAUAUACCACUACUACUAUUGCACCUCUAUUCCACUCUCUAUUUAGUUUUUGCCCAAAGAUUUAAGAAGAAUUGAUUGAAGUAGAGUAAGAUUUCUGAGUGGUUAAGGAAGGAGAGGUCAGGACAAGGGGAAGUUAUGGGUUGUGUCCUCCAUGGCAUAUGUAAUCAUAAUAGGGCUGAAUGUACACUACACACAGAAUGUAUCUGUACUAUACAUGUCUGGAAAGGAAGUGCAUUUAUCAGUGAUGUUAUUCUGUCAAUGAAAAAAUGAAGCCAUCAAAUAUCCUGUAAAACAGGAGGGUGUGGUUGCCACUAAUGACAUUGUAACUGUACUUUCCCAUCCACCGGUGUAUAUUUGGCAGCUUCAGUUAAUAUCCUCACAGAUGAAGCAACACCACUGAUGACGCACUCCUCUAGACUAGUGUGAAACAGAUAGUGUGAACUCAGCCCGUAAGUAUUGUGUUAUGUUGUGCGUCUUAUUGUAUUGUUGCUUUUUAAAUGUUUUACUUCAUUACCUGCACUAGUCAUUAUAUUCCUGUUUGGAAAUACAGUAAUCUCGUCCACUACAGUAUUAUGCUUCUUUGUUUGAGAUGCUUAUGUUUUGAGAAUAAAAUGACAUCAAGAACA
Molecule: messenger RNA, 2610 nt
Organism: Portunus trituberculatus (swimming crab)
Lineage: Eukaryota; Metazoa; Arthropoda; Malacostraca; Decapoda; Portunidae
Gene: PICK1
Product: PRKCA-binding protein-like
Exons: 9
Coding region: 216-1649 (477 amino acids)
Biological process (GO): positive regulation of receptor internalization; intracellular protein transport; receptor clustering
Cellular component (GO): postsynaptic early endosome; postsynaptic density; trans-Golgi network membrane
Molecular function (GO): protein domain specific binding; protein kinase C binding; phospholipid binding
Source: RefSeq, a predicted model, not a curated record